This is a messenger RNA of Penicillium arizonense, 1656 nucleotides long. RefSeq names its product fungal specific transcription factor domain-containing protein. The record is from RefSeq and is a predicted model, not a curated record. Gene Ontology annotation, biological process: DNA-templated transcription. Gene Ontology annotation, cellular component: nucleus. The coding region runs from base 1 to 1656 and encodes 551 amino acids. Lineage: Eukaryota; Fungi; Ascomycota; Eurotiomycetes; Eurotiales; Aspergillaceae. Gene Ontology annotation, molecular function: zinc ion binding; DNA binding. The transcript has 4 exons.
AUGUUAAUGCAAUCGCAGUCGGCUGGUGAGAAUCUACUCUUGAUCCAAGGCGCGGACGUGCUCAGACAGCUACUCAAUACAUUUCCUUUGGCUGCAAUGAAGGAAUUCGUCAUGUUCUGGCUGGCAACGGGGACAAAUCUCUCACUGGCAGAGCCUUUCACGGAAAAAUGCACUGAAAACAUGACCCGGUUAUUCACGACUUUCUCUCAGGAAGACAACUGGCACUUGGCGUAUGCGCAACGCCUGACUGAAAACUCCCGCAAACCGUUGCAAUUUCAUGGGAUGUCCGAAAUUUCUGAAUUCUCUGCUCAAUUUCUCGAUCAAAACUUCAGAUGGGAAAGCCUCGGCAUUUUUCUUUCUGCUGUUAGCCGGGCCACAAUUGACAUAUCUUUCUUUCCGCCAUUAUUCAAAACUGAGAAUGACCAGUUCGCACUCAGAAAGCUUGCCACAAGACUGAGCGACCUAGCCUUGGAUAUUGCUCUUUCGCUGGAUUGCUUGAAUGAUCUGCAAAUCGUUCUACAGUAUGAAAACUUCAUUAUGCACACUCAUGUUGAUGGCGAUCAAAGUUAUCAUUCAUGGAGUCGACUUGGAGACGUCAUAUCUUCCAUGUUUGCCAUUGGCUACCACGAGGAUGUCGAAAAGACCAAACCACCCAUCCCUACAUUCCUAGCAGAGCUUCGAAAGACAGCUUGGGCCACUAUGUACUCAGCAGACAAAAACAUUGCUUUAUUCCUUGGUCGGCCCCCUCGAAUGAGCAAACGCUUCUGUCAUUUCCAGUUGCCCUCGCCCCCGAAAGGCUCGGAACGAAUUGGAAACCCUCGGCAUAUUCAGGGUGAGAGUCCUACCUCAGAACUAGAUACUCCAGUCAGCUAUAGAGCAGGAAUUCGAUGGGCCACUAUCUGUGCCUCACUGAAAGAAGAUAUCAUGGAAUUACUUCGAGAUAAACAACGUGAGGACUUCAACUCAAAAGCAAGUUAUAUUCAGAAGAAGGCAGAAACAGAGUGGCAAAAUCUCCCUUCCAAUUUCCGACUGAAGUCCAGUUUGAAAGAGUGCUCUCGAUAUGCAUUCGAGCGUGAUUUUCUAGCUGGCCUGCGAUUGGACUACUUACACACCCUAUUUUUGCUGAGAUUGCUCUUUCAUGAUACGCUGGCGAGGCCCGAUCCUGCUAUUCUCGAUGUUUCAGACCAAAUGCUGGCCCUUGUAGUUGAAGUAAUACUUUUAAGAGAUCAGCUCGUCAAUUCCGGAACGGGGCUUAUCUGGAAGAUUGCACACUUUGGACUCCCAGCAGCAGGCAUAAUCCUGCUCUCUAUGCUGAAACAAACCUCUACAGUUAAUGAGAUUCGCUCAACAUGGUCUAAAACCUUACUUAAUUUGGGGAUCUUUGUUGCGCAGAUUCAGGUUGGCAGCAUUGUUCGACCAAGUGAUCCGAAUUACGCAUUGAUAUCCAAGGCAACACAAACCAUCGAACGGUUCCUUAACUCGAUGCAACGGGACGGAAUACAAAGCUCGACUCAACCCAGUUCGCAGAUGGAAGAAAACGGCGACUGGGCUGCCUUCUUUAGUCAAGACUUGUGCGACUUCGAGACGGACUUUUGGGAGAAUCUUGCGGAUCAUCCUUCAUUGCUGGCUUUAGAUCCAACUUUGCCCUCUCUAUAG